This is a messenger RNA of Lipotes vexillifer (Yangtze River dolphin), 4116 nucleotides long. RefSeq names its product zinc finger MYM-type containing 3 (gene ZMYM3). Bases 10 to 4116 code for a protein of 1368 amino acids. The transcript is spliced from 24 exons. Lineage: Eukaryota; Metazoa; Chordata; Mammalia; Artiodactyla; Lipotidae. Gene Ontology annotation, molecular function: zinc ion binding. The record is from RefSeq and is a predicted model, not a curated record.
GUCAUCCUCAUGGACCCCAGUGAUUUCCCCAGUCCGUUUGACCCAUUGACCCUGCCAGAGAAGCCCCUGGCUGGAGACCUUCCAGUUGACAUGGAAUUUGGAGAGGAUCUACUGGAAUCCCAGACUGCCCCAACUCGAGGAUGGGCCCCCCCUGGCCCUUCUCCAUCCUCAGGAACCCUGGACCUGCUUGAUACCCCUGCUGGCCUGGAAAAAGACCCUGGAGUCCUGGAUGGAGCCACUGAGCUGCUGGGGCUGGGAGGGCUGCUCUAUAAAGCCCCCUCCCCCCCAGAGGUGGACCAUGGUCCUGAGGGGACCCUUGCAUGGGAUGCAGGAGAUCAGACCCUAGAGCCUGGACCAGGGGGCCAGACCCCUGAGGUGGUGCCACCUGACCCAGGGGCUGGGGCAAAUCCCUCUUCACCUGAGGGGCUACUAGAGCCUUUGGCUCCAGAUUCUCCAAUAACCUUGCAGUCCCCACAUCUUGAAGAGGAGGAGACCACCUCCAUAGCUACAGGGCGAAGGGGCUCCCCUGGGCAGGAGGAGGAGCUUCCCCAAGGGCAGCCACAGAGCCCAAAUGGCCUCCCCAGCCCUUCAGUGGGAGAAACUCUGGGGGAUGGAAUCAACAGUUCUCAGACUAAACCUGGGGGCCCUAGCCCCCCUGCACACCCUUCCUUGCCAGGAGAUGGCCUGACUGGGAAGGCAAGUGAGAAGCCGCCUGAGAGGAAGAGAAGCGAGCGCGUUAGAAGAGUAGAGCCUCCAAAACCUGAGGUUGUGGAUUCCACUGAGAGCAUUCCAGUGUCAGAUGAGGAUUCUGAUGCCAUGGUAGAUGACCCCAACGAUGAGGACUUUGUGCCAUUCCGGCCCCGGCGCUCUCCUCGCAUGUCCCUACGCUCGAGCGUGGCACAGAGGACUGGGCGCUCAGCGGUAGGCACCAAGAUGACUUGUGCCCACUGCCGGACACCACUGCAGAAGGGCCAGACGGCCUACCAGCGCAAGGGGCUGCCACAGCUCUUCUGCUCUUCAUCCUGUCUCACCACCUUCUCCAAGAAGCCCUCCGGCAAAAAGACCUGUACCUUCUGCAAGAAGGAGAUCUGGAACACCAAGGACUCAGUUGUGGCGCAGACUGGUUCAGGAGGCUCCUUCCAUGAGUUCUGCACAUCUGUCUGUCUCUCUCUGUAUGAGGCCCAGCAGCAGCGCCCAAUCCCCCAGUCUGGGGAUCCCGCCGAUGCCACUCGCUGCAGUAUAUGCCAGAAGACUGGAGAGGUCCUGCACGAGGUCAGCAAUGGCAGCGUGGUGCACCGGCUCUGCAGCGACUCUUGCUUCUCCAAAUUCCGGGCCAACAAGGGACUGAAAACCAACUGUUGUGACCAGUGUGGGGCUUACAUCUACACCAAGACCGGGAGCCCUGGCCCCGAGCUCCUCUUCCACGAGGGCCAACAAAAGCGGUUCUGCAACACAACCUGCUUGGGGGCGUACAAGAAGAAAAACACACGGGUGUACCCAUGUGUCUGGUGCAAGACCCUGUGUAAGAACUUUGAGAUGCUAUCCCAUGUGGACCGUAAUGGCAAGACCAGCUUGUUCUGUUCCCUGUGCUGUACCACCUCUUACAAAGUGAAGCAGGCAGGGCUCACUGGCCCUCCCCGACCCUGCAGCUUCUGCCGCCGCAGCCUCUCUGACCCCUGUUACUACAACAAGGUUGAUCGCACAGUCUACCAGUUCUGCAGCCCCAGCUGCUGGACCAAGUUCCAGCGCACAAGCCCCGAGGGGGGCAUUCACCUGAGCUGUCACUACUGCCACAGCCUCUUCAGUGGCAAGCCUGAGGUCUUGGACUGGCAGGACCAGGUGUUCCAGUUCUGCUGCCGUGAUUGCUGUGAGGACUUCAAGCGCCUUCGGGGUGUGGUGUCCCAGUGUGAGCACUGCCGGCAGGAGAAACUCCUGCAUGAGAAGCUCCGAUUCAGUGGGGUGGAGAAGAGCUUCUGCAGCGAAGGCUGUGUGCUGCUGUACAAACAGGACUUCACUAAGAAGCUGGGAUUGUGUUGUAUCACUUGUACUUACUGCUCUCAGACCUGCCAGCGCGGAGUCACCGAGCAACUGGACGGCAGCACCUGGGACUUCUGCAGCGAGGACUGUAAGAGCAAGUACCUGCUGUGGUACUGCAAGGCUGCCCGGUGCCAUGCCUGUAAGCGCCAGGGGAAGCUGCUGGAGACCAUCCACUGGCGUGGGCAGAUCCGUCAUUUCUGCAACCAACAAUGUCUGCUGCGUUUCUACAGCCAGCAGAACCAACCCAACCUGGAUACCCAGAGUGGACCCGAGAGCCUCCUGAACAGUCAGUCUUCUGAGGCGAAGCCCCAGACACCCUCUCAGACCAAAGUGGAGAACAGCAACACUGUAAAGACCUCAGAGGAAAAUGGGAAUCUGGGCAAGAUCCCUGUGAAGAUCCGAACAGCCCCCGCUGCUCCCACCCCUCCUCCACCCCCACCGCCCCCAGCAACACCCCGCAAAAACAAAGCUGCCAUGUGUAAACCACUGAUGCAGAAUCGGGGGGUCUCCUGCAAGGUGGAAAUGAAGUCCAAAGGGAGUCAGACAGAAGAGUGGAAGCCACAGGUGAUUGUGCUGCCCAUCCCAGUGCCCAUCUUUGUGCCAGUGCCUAUGCAUCUGUACUGCCAGAAAGUCCCGGUGCCUUUCUCAAUGCCUAUCCCAGUGCCUGUGCCCAUGUUCCUGCCCACUACCUUGGAGAGCACAGACAAGAUUGUGGAGACCAUCGAGGAGCUGAAGGUGAAGAUCCCUUCUAACCCCUUGGAGGCCGACAUCCUGGCUAUGGCAGAAAUGAUUGCAGAGGCCGAGGAGUUAGACAAGGCCUCAUCUGACCUUUGUGAUCUCGUGAGCAACCAGAGCGCAGAGGGUCUUCUGGAAGACUGCGACCUGUUUGGGCCAGCUCGGGAUGAUGUCCUGGCCAUGGCUGUCAAGAUGGCCAAUGUGUUGGAUGAGCCUGGGCAAGACUUGGAGGCGGACUUCCCCAAGAAUCCUUUGGAUAUUAACCCCAGCGUAGAUUUCCUGUUUGAUUGUGGCCUGGUAGGGCCUGAGGACGUGUCUACUGAACAAGACCUUCCCCGAACCAUGAGGAAGGGUCAAAAGCGGCUGGUGCUUUCAGAGAGCUGUUCUCGGGACUCCAUGAGCAGCCAGCCUAGCUGUACUGGACUCAACUAUUCAUAUGGUGUCAAUGCUUGGAAGUGCUGGGUGCAGUCGAAAUACGCCAAUGGAGAAACCAGCAAGGGUGAUGAGCUGCGCUUUGGCCCCAAACCUAUGCGUAUCAAAGAGGAUAUUCUGGCCUGCUCAGCUGCUGAGCUCAACUACGGUCUGGCCCAGUUUGUGAGAGAAAUCACUCGACCCAACGGUGAACGAUAUGAACCUGACAGUAUCUACUAUCUGUGUCUUGGCAUCCAACAGUACUUGUUGGAAAAUAACCGAAUGGUGAACAUUUUCACGGACCUUUACUACCUGACUUUUGUUCAAGAACUCAACAAGUCUCUGAGUACCUGGCAGCCCACACUCCUCCCCAACAAUACGGUGUUCUCCCGAGUGGAGGAAGAGCACCUCUGGGAGUGUAAGCAGCUGGGGGUCUACUCACCCUUUGUCCUUCUCAACACCCUCAUGUUCUUCAACACUAAGUUUUUUGGGCUGCAGACGGCUGAGGAACACAUGCAGCUCUCCUUCACCAACGUGGUGCGGCAAUCCCGCAAGUGUACCACCCCUCGGGGCACCACCAAGGUGGUGAGCAUCCGCUACUACGCCCCUGUCCGCCAGAGGAAAGGGCGAGACACUGGUCCUGGGAAACGGAAGAGAGAAGACGAAGUCCCCAUCUUAGAGCAGCGUGAGAACCGCAUGAAUCCCCUCCGCUGCCCUGUCAAGUUCUAUGAAUUCUAUCUCUCAAAAUGCCUCCGGACUCGCAACGAUGUGUUCUACCUGCAACCCGAGCGGUCCUGCAUCGCCGAGUCACCUCUCUGGUAUUCUGUGAUCCCCAUGGACCGCAGCAUGUUGGAGAGCAUGCUCAAUCGCAUUCUGGCUGUGCGUGAGAUUUAUGAGGAGCUGGGUCGUCCCGGGGAGGAAGACCUGGACUAA